AUGCCUCCCAAAAAAUGGGUGAAGCGUUCUUCCAAAACAUCAUCUUCCGAAAAUCCUGUUCAAUCCUCAUCAUAUGGUAUUCCAACAGAAAAGCUCGAUCAUUCAGUCAUUUCAAAUAUAUUUUCAUCGGUUUCAAAAUUGAAUUGGGAUCAAUUUGAACAAUUUUGUUGUGAAUAUGGAUCGGAAGUUGUGGUUGCACAAAAGUUGUUUGGAAUGAAUUUGGCUCACGUUUUAGUCAAUCACGGAGAUGAAGAUUUAAUGAGCAGCGAUAUUAGUAGGACCGAUUCUACUAAUUUCAAUAAUUUCAACGGUGAUAACAACCAUGAUGAAAUCAUUGUGCAGAACAAUAUCCGAACGGUGAAUGAUUUUUUGUGUCAGUUAAUCAAGAAAGGAGUGGAUUUAAAUUUUGAAGAUUCUCGCAAUCAAUUGAAACCCAUUCAUUUGUGUGCUAAAAGGUGUUCAAAAAGCUAUGCGUGGAUUUUGACCAUGAUUAUUGAGGGUCGCCAAAUACCAACAUGCAUGUGUGGGAAUGGUUUUACUCCUCUCCAUUAUGCUAUUUCAUUUAAUCGAUUGGAAUUGGUGAGAGAAAUGUUGGAAGCAAGCUCCUGGAGUAUGGAUUUUGGAGAAUUUAUUCCCUCUCGUUUUAUUUCAAGCUUUCAAAAAACAAGAGAAGAUGCGUUAAGGUCUUCUCAACCACAAGGACACAGAGUACUAUUUCCAAUCCAUAUUGCGGCAAAGGAAGGACAUGUGGAAAUACUGAAAUACCUAGUUGUGCAUGGAGCCGCUACUCUUCAACAGAAUUCACAAUUGCUUCAAAGCAUUCUGGAGUGUUAUGGAAUGCAGAAUUUGAGUUUAUUAGAGUCUCGUGACAAUCGAGAGGAUUCAUUGACUAGAUUUAUUGUGAACAUGACCACACUGGAUACGUUUUCCAUGUCUCCACUCAUGCUCUCUAUCAAAGAGGGACAUAUAUCUUGUGUACAGCUGUUAUUAUCAUUAGGUGCCAAUGCCAACCAGUGUGAUGCACGUGGCAAAUCCUGUUUGGUUUACGCAAGUGAAAACUUUUUGCACAAAGAGGCCAUCAAGCACAUGCUGGGAAUAGAUUAUGCACAGAAUGACCUUAUCUAUGGGGAAUCAUGUAAGGACGACACUCAUUCAUUUCUCAUGAGCUGUUUCUUGCAGCCAAUAUCGCUGAGCAGUGAUAUCAGCGACACACCGGCUGUGGAAGAAUCAACCACGAAUCAAGAAGAGAACUUUGCUGAUACUAGCUUGGCAGAUAAUAUUGAAGACAAUAUUUAUUACAUCUAA
Messenger RNA from Naegleria lovaniensis, 1305 nucleotides. RefSeq lists its product as uncharacterized. NCBI's taxonomy places the organism in Eukaryota, Heterolobosea, Eutetramitea, Acrasida, Naegleriidae. The coding region runs from base 1 to 1305 and encodes 434 amino acids. The record is from RefSeq and is a predicted model, not a curated record. Gene Ontology annotation, molecular function: protein binding. The transcript has a single exon.